Messenger RNA from Aspergillus pseudotamarii, 526 nucleotides. RefSeq lists its product as uncharacterized. The record is from RefSeq and is a predicted model, not a curated record. The transcript has a single exon. NCBI's taxonomy places the organism in Eukaryota, Fungi, Ascomycota, Eurotiomycetes, Eurotiales, Aspergillaceae. The coding region runs from base 110 to 421 and encodes 103 amino acids.
CGGGAUGGGAAUUUGAAUAAUGACGUGACGCAUAACUGGAGUGUAAGGUUGAUACAAAACUCGGACAGGAAUGUGAAAAAGUAAUAGUGGUGGGGUGGACUGCUGUGAAAUGAGGAACCGUUUGCAUAGCAGGCGACAUACCUCGUUUAAUCAAGGCGCCGCAGUGCCUAAGGGGGAAUGCUGCGUUACGGUCCGAGACAGCUUCUCCGAGCGCGUACACAGAGUUUUGAGUGAUCACCUCACUUUGAUUGACCGACCAAUUGCGAUCGGCGGUUGGAACUUGAUAUGUCAAAGCCCUCCAGAGGGUUGCGAUUUUUUGUUUUCUUUCGUCUUCCUUCUCCCCUUUUUUUUUUUGUCAAUUAAAAAAACUUGUCCGCUAGAUUUGGGUCCUAGCUGCUGGUCCGUUCGGUCGGGCACCUAAGCUAUUGUUUUGAGUUAGUUCAACGAUGGUCGGAGCAACCGAUAAGGGGUGUCAAGGGUGAUGACUGACAACCGCCAGCGAAACAAUUCAGAAAGAAAUCACAGG